UUUGAGUUUUAGAGGAGGGGAGCUGGUGUAAAUAAACACAUAAUUUCACGUUUUACACAUAACGACAGCAUUCGGGUGCUUGUGUUUAGGGCUGUCGUGAAAAUGUCGAGUGACGGAAACAAGAAGCAGUUUUGGAAAAGAAACGCAGCGAAGGUUCCCGGCAGCAUUCAGCAUGUGUACGGCGCACAACACCCACCUUUCGACCCACUCCUUCAUGCUAACUUAAUUAAAGCAGGCAACAAGCCUCCUCCAGCCACACCGGGCAAGCCCAAGAAGGCUACCACCUUCCAGGAGUUUGAGAGCAUCACAAGCGAUGCCUGGGACGUUGGGGACGAUGACGACGAGUUAUUGGCCAUGGCCGCACAGAACCUUAACAUUGAGGUGGUCAUGGAGACUGCGAAUAAGGUGAUUGAGAAUCACAGCAAGCAGCAGGAGAGACAGAGACUGGAUGACACGACAGAGCUGGAACAAAGAGAAGAGGACACGCAGGAGGAGGUGGCAGAAGAAGAGGAGGAGGGCGAGGACGAGGAAUAUGAAGAUGACAGAGUGGAGGAGGGUGAUGUUACCAGUCCAGAGGUGUCAUUUGCCUCCCAGAGCAGCCCUUACACUGAUGGCCGCCUCGUGAAGUCCCACAGCGAAGCUCCAAUCGGGUCACCGAAAGAUGCAGCAAGCGAGCACGCAGCCCUCCACAGACAGCGGUCCCUGCCCCACCGGCCGCCUGUCAUCCCGCUAGUGGCUCGCAUGGCCGACCAGAACACAUCUGGCACCCCGGCCAUGACCGAGAGGGAAGCAUCCCGUCUGGAUAAGUUCAAACAGUUGUUGGCUGGGCCGAACACAGACCUAGAGGAGCUACGGAAACUCAGCUGGUCUGGAAUCCCACGACAAGUCCGACCGAUUACGUGGAAGCUGCUUUCAGGUUACCUCCCAGCCAAUGCAGAGAGGAGAGAAAGCGUCCUACAGAGGAAGAGACAAGAAUAUUUUGGCUUCAUCCAGCAAUACUACGACUCCCGCAAUGACGAACACCAUCAGGACACAUACAGACAGAUUCACAUUGACAUACCGAGAACUAAUCCUCUUAUUCCUCUCUUUCAACAAGCUUCUGUCCAAGAGAUUUUUGAACGGAUCCUGUUUAUUUGGGCCAUCCGCCACCCGGCCAGCGGCUACGUGCAAGGCAUCAACGACCUGGUCACGCCGUUCUUCGUCGUCUACGUCUUCGAGUACAUCGAGGAGGAAGUGGAAAACUUUGACGUGUCCAGUCUCCAGGAAGAGGCUCUGAGGAACAUUGAGGCUGACAGCUUCUGGUGCAUGAGCAAACUGCUGGACGGCAUCCAGGACAACUAUACAUUUGCCCAGCCAGGCAUCCAGAGGAAAGUCAAGGCCCUGGAGGAGCUGGUCAGCAGGAUUGAUGAGUCUGUGCAUCGCCACAUGCAGCAGUACGAGGUAGAGUACCUGCAGUUCGCCUUUCGCUGGAUGAACAACCUCCUGAUGAGGGAGCUGCCACUACGCUGCACAAUCCGACUGUGGGACACCUACCAGGCUGAACCAGAGGGUUUCUCCCAUUUCCAUCUCUAUGUGUGCGCAGCAUUCCUGGUGAGGUGGAGGAAAGAGAUUCUAGAGGAGAGGGAUUUUCAGGGCUUGAUGAUUCUCCUGCAGAACCUUCCAACAAUGCACUGGGGCAACGAGGAAGUAAGCGUGCUGCUGGCUGAAGCCUACAGGUUGAAGUUUGCCUUCGCUGACGCGCCCAACCACUACAAGAGAUGAUGAGCGUGGCUCUCUGCAGCUGCCCCACCCUUUCUCCUCUUCCUCUUCAUCCUCCUUUCCUUCCCCACACUCAUCUACUGAACUUUGAGGUUCCUACCCCUCGGUGGAAGGACUGCCUCAUUUUCUUAACCCCUGUUUCCCAUAUUGCCCAAUGGGCCUUUCAGCUACUAAGAGAUUUAAAUCAACCAAUGACUGAGAGGACGUGCUGUGUAGCACUCUAACAUGUUGAUGUGGAGCCUUUUUUUAAAUUAUUUUUUUCUCUCUGAUCAGCUCUGAAAUGCGCACUCUCGCAGUCCAGUGCAGACCUCUGAACCCUCUUCAUCAUUUAAGCUUGGUCCGCUCAAGCUGACGCCUCAAAGUACAACCUCUGGUGUGAUGCAGGACCGUGAGCUAUUGCUCAGCACCGCCUGGGGUUUUCUUCAUGGCUCAGAAAAAUGUUCUUUCUCGCUUAUUGUUAUUUCUGAUACCAUGGCAAUACAUUGUUUUUUUUGUUCCCCGAGGCAACGAUUUAACCUUUUUUGUCAGUUUGCCAAGACAAAGAAAGAUGGCAAAAGGGCAGUGCGCUAGAUGGUUUACAUAUUUGAGCCCCUCUCUCCUGGCCACAACACAACCUGAAAGAACGUGACCUCUCGUGUUUUUCUGUGGGGGGGGGGGUUCCCCUGCGUCAUGCCAGGAGGGACGGAUUGUUUUCCUUCAUGACAAAAUAACACACUAAAAUCCUACAGAGAGAGAGAUUGUCAGUCUACAAGUGGAGGAUUGUCUCCCUCUUUCCACAAACCACACACUCACACACACACACACCAACUGAGUCCCUUUCCUUCAUCCCAUCCUCCAACAUCCUGGUGUUUGAGUGUAAAUCGAACAGUGGUUAGAGACUGCCGGUCAGGAGAGUCACACACGCGCAGAUCGACAUAAAACAAAAUAAUAAGCCAUUAGGAGCAAGAAAGCUACUUAUUCCCGCUCAUUAGGUUCUCCUAAUGAAGGGCCAUGUCUUAUCAAUUAGCUACUCCUCCUCUCUGAACUUAGGACUACCUCAGAACACACGUUAACACACAAAGUGGUGAGAACUGGAGAUCCAACUGACCAAAAACACACACGUUGUUACAUGCAUCACAUAACGACAAGAAACAAACAUGCACAUCAACUUGGGCGUCCAAACCGUUCAAAUCGAAACUGGAAUUCUCCUCAUGGAAGCUAAAUUUGUUAUUCACAGAAAAUGGAACAGAUCCAAAUGUGUUAUUUUGCCUUUAUUAAGGUACAAAGUUAAGUUUCUAUCUUUGGGAUCUGUCAACCCCUCCUACACAACUGACCUUUGGGCUCUAUUUUCAGUUGUCUCUUGGUUCGGUGCUUUGACUCCCUCUGCAGCCUAUAAAAUUUGGCGUAUCGAUGGAAGGGGUCUUCGACUGUUUGCUGAGAACAGAUUUCAGAGCAGCUUGUCUGUUUUCGCCUGGUAGUACAAAUGAAGCACAAAUGAAGAUAUUUAGGAAGUAAAUGCCUCUCUUAAAGCAAGUCUUGCAUCAUUGUUAAUGUCUUUCUCUAACUUGGAGAAGCUAGUCCGAAGUUCUCUACAAUAUACUCACCAUACUCUUUCAUUUUAAACGCCCCAUUCUAUUCCAUAUAAAAAGCAGCACAUAUAUGAACAAAAAUAUCUCAUGUGCUUAGUUUAACCUCAUUAUUCUUACUCUCAUGACAUUGAACUGUUCAAUGGUCUUCACAGACGUCAGAAAAAAACCCUUUUUUUAUGUUCUUGUCUUUAUGUUGCUCUGUUCAUAUAGAGCACAUGGGAUGUCUAACCCAAAGUCAGUAGCACCAUAUUGGUGUGAUGUUGGGAGGAGGGGAUGGGAUGUUAAUCAGACAUUCAUGACAUAACACAAAGCUGUUAACGUUUGGAGCCUCCUGUCGCGAUUCCGCCAGGAUCCAUUAUUGUCACCGGAGCCCUGCAAAGAUGGUGCGCGUAGGUGUGUGAAGGGGAGAUGGAAGGAGAGAGAGAGAGGGGGGGGGCGAGGGAGUUGUAUCUCUUUGGAAGUUUCAGCACUUUUUUUCUGUGAGAGCUGUCAGUCUUUGAUCACACAUUGGGAUUUUUUUCUCCUUUUCUUUUUACACAAUCUGCAACAGUUUCACAAGCCCCUCAUCUCCCAUGCUCUCUGACAAGGAAAAACUGCACUUAAUUUAAAAGUCUAUAGCCUUUUUUUCCUUUUUGUAUGAGAUAUAUUCUUUCAAUCAGCGUUUUAAAGAUGUGUCUUUCUCCUCUUGGUUUUAUUUUUUUAUGCUGUUUACAUGACAAGCCUAUUAAGUUGUGCCUGACUCUGGAGACACAAGACAACAUCCUAGUUACGUUUUUUGACCUCCAAUUAACUUGAAAGAUUUUAGAUUUCUGCAAGCGAUAGUAUGACAUUUUGAAUUUGUUGCGAAAAGACAGAAAAUAUCUUUUUUUUUUUGGUUUUGUUUUGUUUGUUUUUCUACACCUUUUUUUGGGUGUGUUAACCACAAACUGAACUGCUUGAUUAUACUCUGGGCAUUAAUGCCAGAUUAACAGUUCAAACAUUGGCCAUUCGAUAAACCCCUCCCCUAAAUAAUGAUUGCCCAGUUAUAAUUUAGCAACCAUAACUAGGCAUGGCAGACCUGUCAAGCUUCUCCACAUUCUGGAGCAGAGUUAGCAGGGAAUUAGAAAGAAUUUAAAGAGUUUUGAGGGUCACAUCUUUUUUUCCCCAGCCUUUCCAAAGUCAGAAACACACAAGGAUGAAUUCUAUACUGUGUUUAAGAUACAACAACAAAAAACAA
This is a messenger RNA of Scomber scombrus (Atlantic mackerel), 4542 nucleotides long. It is a transcript of the gene tbc1d22a, whose product is annotated as TBC1 domain family, member 22a. The transcript has 14 exons. Bases 103 to 1761 code for a protein of 552 amino acids. Lineage: Eukaryota; Metazoa; Chordata; Actinopteri; Scombriformes; Scombridae. Gene Ontology annotation, biological process: activation of GTPase activity. Gene Ontology annotation, molecular function: GTPase activator activity. The record is from RefSeq and is a predicted model, not a curated record.